Molecule: messenger RNA, 932 nt
Organism: Venturia canescens
Lineage: Eukaryota; Metazoa; Arthropoda; Insecta; Hymenoptera; Ichneumonidae
Exons: 5
Coding region: 151-780 (209 amino acids)
Molecular function (GO): protein binding
Source: RefSeq, a predicted model, not a curated record
UUAUCAAACCAAUUUCUCACACCACGCCACGCCGAAUUGAGACACUUUAUUUCGAUUCUUUUGAUAUAUAGUCUCAAUAAAUUUGUAAGAAAAUCAGAACGAUAAAAUUCUAUAAAUUAGGCAUUCAUUCCACAAGAAAAUAACAAAGAAAUGAUUUUUGCCCAUUACAACAGUCUUGUGGUCAUAUAUUUCGCCACGUUUACAAUCAUUGUUAUGAUUUCGAGUCUGAUCAAUCGUUUAGGCGAAGAAAAAAGGAAACGAACAGCGGGAAAUUGCAGCGGCGGACGUGAAACUCAUGACGAAGCGAAGUCUGAAAAAUGUCUACUGGAGGAACUCUACUCAGCUGCUGACAAGUGUUUCAUCGAGAAGUACGCGAAAACAUGUAGGAAGUUGAGCGCGGCUUGGCCCAAUUUGAUUAACGCAAAAUAUUCGCUUACCGGUCAAACUCCUUUCCACAGAGUUUGUUUUCAUGGUGAAGCACCGCUCAUCGAGUUUCUCUUGAAUAAGGGUGCAGAUCCGUAUUUGAAAUCAAGUGAUGGGGAAAGCCCCAUGUGUUUUGCGAUAUACUACUAUUUGCAUACAAAUGAUUUCGGGGAAGACGAACCACUUGUGUGCCUCGAAAUUCUUCAAAGUGCUGGAUGCGUUUUGGAUGCAAAUAAUAUUUGGUACGAUGCUUUAUUGACGACGAGCAUACGUACGAACAAGAAGGAAUUGACAAAAUGGCUCUUUAUGAAUAAAACAAAAACUCCGAUCGAAAGGAUAGCUUCGGGGCAUCUUUGAUUAUCUUACCAAUCUAUUUUCUAUGAUCGGAAGCCAUUGCGGUACAUCCACAUAAUGUGAAAAAAAGUCUUUGAUGCGCAAAAAGCUUUCAGUUGUGAUAUAACAAGUGACUAACUCCAUGUAACCUACAAAUAUAUAAAAGAAAUAGAAAA